UUCCAAGAAUUCCUAGGAGCAAUACAGCAGUAAUCAUGAAGUGUAUCGUUGUCUUUAUCCUGACCCUUUUCGUGGCCAGUGGUUGGGGCCAGCCAUUGGAUAUGCCAGCCCAGUUGGACGCCCAGGUGCGCAGUGUUGUGGACGAGAUGACUGAGCUGGGCAAGUCAACCGGCGAGGCUUUGGUUCAUCAGUACGAGGAAAUUGUUCUGGAACCCCAUCAUGAGCUGGAGGAUGCCGUCGAUGCGGUGGAAGCUCGUCGUCAAGAGAGUCCCGAGUGUGUGGCCGCCGAGGACGAAGAAAUCACCCGCAUUGUAGAUGCCGCUCAUGAGGAAUUCCACUCGUGCGGCGUGGUGGCCGCCCAUACCUCUGCCGAGAUCGCCUCUGACGUCAAUGAGGCUACCCAGCAGUUGGUUUUCGGGGCCUACAAUCUUGGAGCCACCUACAACAAAUGCCAGGGCUAUAAGAACAGCGUGUUGAAGAGCACAUGUAUGGCUAAGUUCUACAUGCAGGGUACCAUCUACCUAGUCAGUGCCCGCUCUUCGAUCAAAACCAUCCGUAAGUCUACCAAUGAGCGCAUCCCGGCUGUUUUCGCUGACAGCAAUGUGUGCACCCACGACGCCUCUGCACAGGCAGUGUCCAGCCUCCAGAAGGUUAACAAUCACAUCGACGCCUGUGUCUCCCGACGCCGCUAACUCCUUACAGAAAGCCGUCUGAUUAUUGCAAAUAAAAGUGCCAAAAGCUACAA
Molecule: messenger RNA, 745 nt
Organism: Drosophila serrata
Lineage: Eukaryota; Metazoa; Arthropoda; Insecta; Diptera; Drosophilidae
Source: RefSeq, a predicted model, not a curated record